This is a messenger RNA of Gasterosteus aculeatus aculeatus (three-spined stickleback), 1595 nucleotides long. NCBI's taxonomy places the organism in Eukaryota, Metazoa, Chordata, Actinopteri, Perciformes, Gasterosteidae. The record is from RefSeq and is a predicted model, not a curated record.
UUUUGUUUUAUUACUUACGGACGUCUUGAGGUGCUGCUGACUUCACUGUGUUCAUAUGUUGUGUUUGUUUACAGGAUGUAUCCGUCAACUUACCUCCAAGAAAAAGGGCUCAAAUGACCCUAUCAUCCCCAUUGUAUGCACCUCCUCCACCAGCUCCACCAGCUCCACCAGCUCCACCAGCUCCACCAGCUCCACCAGCUCCUCCAACACGGACUCCAUCUCAAAGAUCCCAGAGGCCGUGAGCUUCUUGGCGAGCAACGCAGAUCCUGCGGAGAGCCAGGAGGCUGAGCCCCUGAACCCUGACGCUGAAUAGACCACUUCUGCUGAGAGGAGCCGACACAGGUUCAUAAGAUUACGAUCUCUAUCAUAUAAUAUUCAGCUUACACGGCACGUUGUGGAAUCAUUUUACUUCAGAUACAAAGACCACGUGAUAUACCUCCAAAGUUAAAAACAAAACAAAAAGUAAGGUUUAAGUGAGGAACUUAUGUCCUCCUGAUGUUUCCUUACACAUCAAAUAAGGAAUCCUCACCCAGUCGAGCUCAUAGCAGCUCAUAGUUAAUGAAUCUGAAUAUGGAAGUGAAGUGUGGCCGGUGCGUCUCGGCUGUUAUUCUCACAGCGUGUUUGAUCCCACAGUGGAUCUUUGUGUACUCGGGUGGGUUUUUUUCUUCUUUCCCGCUAAAGACGAUACUAUAAAAACGUGGAGACUGAAUCCAACCAAUUGCCGAGUCCCCUUCUAGGUUUAAUGUAUUUUUCUUCUAGCACUUUAAAGGUAACUAACAUCACGCAGGAAACAAAAAGAAUGAAAAGGCAUCCAAUUUAAUAAAGAUAAAAAGGUAGAAAAGAAGGUGCAAAAGAUAUAAAACAAGAAAAAAAGGUUUACGUUCAAUUUUUAGAUCAAUCAAUCGAUGCCUUUGUUUAAUGCAAUCCAUUAGUUGCAAAUCAAAUGAUACGUCACCAAAAAUGUUCAGUCUCUGCUCCUUCAUUCAGUUUUCCCUCGUACUUUGGCUUGAAUCAAUUAAUUUGGUGUUAAAUUGUAUGUUUGUUGCUGGGAUGGUGUAAUCUGUCUGAAACAAAUACACUGAUUUCAUUUGCGUAGUUUUAAAUUCAACUGAAAUAAACAAGAAACAAUAAUCAUAAACUAUUUUAUGAAGAUAUGUUUAUUCAUUUAUUGCUCUGCUGUAAAUACAUCCUCUUUGUUUUAAUGAGAAUUACGGUAAAAAUAGGAGAAAUAUACCAAUGUGAGGACUUUAAUUGUAAUUUUAAGCAACCUAAAUUGUUUCACUUGAUGAUUUUUUCAAUGUAUUUUUUAAAAAUCUUGAAUAAAUUAGAAUCAAAGAAUUCAUUGUGAACUAAAAUAUUAAAAUAUAAGAACCAGGUUUUGGUCUUUAAGUGUGCUGAAAGGUUAUAUGAGUCAAACUCAUAAAUAUCCUAAUUUUAAUUUCCAAUGUCAAUAGGAUCUUUUUAUAUUAUUAAUACAGAUAUAUUGUAUGUUUUAUUUUCAAUUAACCUUCUUGAUUAUAAUGCACCUUUUCUUUUGAGUGAUAUUGCUACAUUCUCUGCUUAUGAAAUAAAUAAAUGCCUUUGAAGCCGUCAAA